Messenger RNA from Xenopus laevis (African clawed frog), 1005 nucleotides. It is a transcript of the gene med18.S, whose product is annotated as mediator complex subunit 18 S homeolog. The transcript is spliced from 3 exons. Lineage: Eukaryota; Metazoa; Chordata; Amphibia; Anura; Pipidae. The record is from RefSeq and is marked provisional. The coding region runs from base 165 to 791 and encodes 208 amino acids. Gene Ontology annotation, biological process: regulation of transcription by RNA polymerase II; termination of RNA polymerase II transcription. Gene Ontology annotation, molecular function: transcription coregulator activity. Gene Ontology annotation, cellular component: mediator complex; nucleus; core mediator complex.
GCCAGUGCGUGGAAGAUCCCCUGUGCAGCAGAACUUUUUCUUUUUUUACUUUAAUAGCCAUCCCUUGAUCCUGCGGGCCAUGCUCUAAUCUGAUCCGAUCGCAUUCCGGUUCCGUUUAUUUAUUUGCCAAUUUUUGUCAGGCAGUUUUUAAACAGAAUUUUGCCAUGGAGGCUCCUCCAGUCACCACAAUGCCUGUAUCUGGAGGCACUAUUAACAUGAUGGAGUACUUGUUACAAGGUAGUAUCCUUGACCAGGGUCUAGAAAGCCUCCUCCAUCGUUUACGUGGUUUAUGUGACAACAUGGAACCUGAGACCUUUGCAGAUCACGAGAGUGUCUACCUUCUCAAGGGUCAGCAGGCCAGCCCAUUUGUGCUACGUGCACGUCGUCCUUUAGAUCGGCCAGGCGCUCCUUGGCACCUUAGGUAUUUGGGUCAGCCUGAAGCUGGAGACCGAAGCCGCCACACAUUAGUGCGUAAUUGUGUUGACAUUGCCACCUCGGAUGUUCUUCCUGAAUUUCUGCAGGAGAUGGGCUUCCGUAUGGACCAUGAGUUUGUGGCACGAGGCCACUUGUUCCGGAAAGGGGUUAUGAAGGUGGCAGUGUACAAGGUGUUUCGUGUACUGGUGUCCGGAGCAGCAGAGGGAGCUGAACCCUUGUCACUUUCAUAUCUUGUAGAGCUCAGUGCAGUGGCACCAGCUGGUCAGGACAAUAUAGCUGAUGAAGUCCGAGGGUUUGCUGAACAGCUCAGGCCACUCGUGCAGCUGGAGAAAAUAGACCCUAAACGUGUCAUGUGAAGGGGACAUGUUAAAACCAUUCACAUAUGUUUCUGGCAAAAACAGUUUACACUGCCAUAAUUGGUUUGGCUCAUAAACAGGGAUGGUAUGACAGCUCUCUUAAAGAGACAAAUGCCAAGUUCUGCUGUUUUCACUGUGACAUAUGACAGUAUAUUUUGCUAUAUUGUGCAGAACCAGAAUAGAAAGCUCUUUUAUUAAAUGUUUUACAUUUUUU